Molecule: messenger RNA, 417 nt
Organism: Staurois parvus
Lineage: Eukaryota; Metazoa; Chordata; Amphibia; Anura; Ranidae
Source: the annotation of a GenBank genome assembly
AUGAAAUCCGGUUCUCGGCUGCACUUUCCUCUCGCUAUCAGAGCAUGAGGUAAGUACUGCCGAGUACUGCGGCAGUUGUCAGAGCAGGGAUCAGCACCGAUCAUCAGGGCACUGAUGAUCAGUGCCCUGAUGAUCGGUGCCCAGCAGUGCCACCCAUCAGUUCCGCCCACCUGUGCCCAGCAGUGCACCCUCCUGUGUCCAGCAGUGCACCCACCUGUGCCACACAGCAGUGCCACCUACCUGUGCCCAGCAGUGCCACCCACCUGUGCCCACCAGUGUCACCCACCAGUGCCCAUCAGUGCAGCCAGUCAGUCAGUGCCGCCAGUCAGUGCCCAGCAGUGAUGCCAGUCAGUGCCGCCUAUCCAUCACACGUCAUUAGUGCUGCCUAUCAGUGCCACCUAUUAUUGCCCAUCAGUG